UCGAGCAGCUUCUUUUCUUCUCUUCUCUUCUUGCCCUUUCAGGGUUCUGGUCUCGGGGACCAGGCUGUCUUCAGGCAGCAGGGGGGCAGCGCGUCUGCCUCUGUUCAACCUUGUAAGGAUGAUUCCUCAAAAACCAAAGCAGCGCUUGGAGGCGCACGUUGCCGCAAAUCCCGUGGCCAGUACAGGUGACGGCGCUUGCACGCAAUGGGAGGCGGACAAAUUCUUCUUGCGGGAAUCCGCCACCAGCAUCCACCGUCGGCAUGCACGCCAGACCCGGGAUGGGCUGCAUGGCGUGGUGCUGGCCGCAGACGCGGCCGCUGCCCUGGCCGACCGGCCGGGUGCCAGCACCGCGCAGUGUCAGGCUGCGGCCAUGGCCAACUUGGCGGUGCGGGAGGAGCGGGCAGCUGCCACAGCGGCCAGCCACAAUGCCCGCGCUGCACUGAUGGAGGAGCAUGGGGAGCGGGGCACUCACUGGUUCCAUCGACAGGCGGACGAGCCAGCAGCCGGCGCGCAGGAGCCAAUCACGCACUUGAAGGUGCCGGGGCAACCGGCGCCUGUGGCGCUCACGGGGCCGGGCACGCGCAACACUGUCUCCGCAGCCACCGCAGCCAUGUACAGCAGCACCAGCCCCACCGGCCUGUUCCGCGUGCAGCCGGUCUGUACGGCGUCGCAGCAACAGCUUCUGGCGGCCAUUGACCAGUGGCAGUGAAAUGGCGGCGGCGCUGCCCGCCUCCUGGCGGGAGGGCAUCAUCACCCUCAUCUACAAGGGCAAAAGCCUGGACCGCGCCGAGCUGGCGUCCUACCGGCCCAUCAUGCUGCUCAACUGCGACUUCAAGAUGGUGUCCAAGGCCGCCAGCGCCCGCCUGCAGCCCGCCCUGGAUGCAGUUGUGGAUGAGCUGCAGACCGCGUUCAUCACCGGCCGCUGGAUUGGAGACAACGCAGGAAGGGCCCUGGUUUACCAAAACCCAUCCACACCUUGGUGGUGUGUAGACCCCCCCUGUGGUGCAGGGAGUCUCUGGGGUACAAGGCUGGAGCUCUGGGCCUGCAACUGGAGAGCUUUCAAGUUCAAGAUCCAAGAUUCAAGUGGAGCUCUGGGCCUGUCAACUGGAGAGCUCUAGAUGAUCUGUGUGGUCAAGGCAGUGGCUGUAGUUGUCACCUAGCUGUUGAGAACUCCAGUAGGUGUGUGGUGUCACCUGGCUGUUGAGGUUUCCAGUAGGUGUGUGGUGGAACAAACUUCUCUUCUCUUCUCUGAUCUCUGGCCCUAUCAAGGUUCUGUGAUAUGAUCCAGGCUGCCUUGGCAGUAGGGUGGUGGUGCGUCUACCACCGCAACCUUGUAAGGAUGACUUUAA
Messenger RNA from Chlamydomonas reinhardtii, 1349 nucleotides. RefSeq lists its product as uncharacterized. The transcript has a single exon. Bases 119 to 709 code for a protein of 196 amino acids. The record is from RefSeq and is a predicted model, not a curated record. Lineage: Eukaryota; Viridiplantae; Chlorophyta; Chlorophyceae; Chlamydomonadales; Chlamydomonadaceae.